Molecule: messenger RNA, 5334 nt
Organism: Hemicordylus capensis (graceful crag lizard)
Lineage: Eukaryota; Metazoa; Chordata; Lepidosauria; Squamata; Cordylidae
Gene: OPHN1
Product: oligophrenin 1
Exons: 24
Coding region: 457-2859 (800 amino acids)
Biological process (GO): signal transduction
Cellular component (GO): cytoplasm
Molecular function (GO): protein binding; GTPase activator activity
Source: RefSeq, a predicted model, not a curated record
GGCUCGGCCGGCGCUUGCAGAGUCGCUGCUGGCCGGGCAGGAAGGAAGGCGGCAGCGGCAGCAGCAGCAGCAGCCCCGCGGGACAACAAAGCCCGGCCUGGUGGGAAGCGACUGGGCUCGCCCGGCUGCCGCCGCCGCCGCUGCUGGACAGAGCCCCGUCGUCUCGUCACCGCCUCGCGGCGCGUGUGCAGCAGCAGCAGCAGAGCCCGCCGCCGGCCAAGGCAUCACCUCGCCAGCCCCGCAGCGGAGCCCGGCGGCGCGUCUCCUCCUCCUCCUCCUCCUCCUGCGCGCCCGCCCGGCUGGAGGGAGCCUCGGCGGCGGACCUGCUGCUGCCGCCGCCACCCCGGAGUGCCUGGGCUCGGUUGGUGCCCAGCAGGUAGCCGCGUGGCUCCGUGGCCGCCGCGAGCGUCCCCUGGCUGUCCCUCCCCCGCCGGCGGCAGCAGCCUCAGCCUCAGCAUGGGGCACCCGGCGCUGGAGUUCAGCGACUGCUACCUGGACAGCCCGGACUUUCGGGAGAGGCUGAAAUGCUACGAGCAGGAGCUGGAGAGGACCAACAAGUUCAUCAAGGACGUGAUCAAAGACGGCAACGCGCUCAUCACCGCCCUCAAGAGUUAUUCCUUGGCUGUGCAGAAGUUUUCCCAGACUCUUCAGGCCUUUCAGUUUGACUUUAUUGGGGAUACGCUGACGGACGACGAGAUCAAUAUCGCUGAAUCCUUCAAGGAAUUUGCAGAACUUCUCCAGGAGGUGGAGCUUGAAAGGUCGAUGAUGGUGCAAAAUGCUAGUGAUUUGUUGAUCAAACCGCUGGAAAACUUCCGUAAAGAGCAAAUUGGAUUCACCAAGGAACGGAAGAAGAAAUUUGAGAAAGAUGGUGAGAAGUUUUACUCCAUGUUAGAUCGCCAUUUGAGUUUAUCAUCAAAGAAAAAAGAAUCUCAGUUGCAAGAGGCUGACCUGCAAGUGGAUAAAGAGAGACACGUUUUCUUUGAGUCUUCUUUGGAAUAUGUGUAUCAGAUUCAAGAAGUGCAGGAGAGCAAGAAAUUCAAUAUUGUGGAGCCUGUACUGGCUUUCCUUCACAGCCUCUUCACGUAUAACAACCUGACUGUUGAGCUAACACAGGAUUUCCUUCCGUAUAAACAACAACUCCAGCUGAGCUUGCAAAAUACAAGGAAUCACUUUACCAGCACACGGGAAGAGUUGGAAGACCUCAAGAAGAGGAUGAAGGAAGCUCCCCUGACGUGUAAGCUGCCGGGACAACCCACCAUCGAGGGCUAUCUGUAUACGCAAGAGAAGUGGGCCCUGGGCAUCUCCUGGGUCAAGCACUACUGCCAGUAUGAGAAGGAGGCCAAGGUGCUGAGGAUGACCCCCAUGGAGCAGAAGCCCGGCGCGAAGCAGGGCCCCUUGCAUUUGGUCCUGAAGUCCUGCGUGAGGAGGAAGACGGACUCCAUAGACAAACGCUUCUGCUUUGACGUUGAGACUGUUGACAGGCCUGGGCCCAUCACUUUGCAGGCUCUGUCUGAAGCGAAUCGGCGGCUCUGGAUGGAAGCCAUGGACGGCAAAGAGCCGAUCUACCACAGUCCCAUCACAAAACAGGAAGAAAUGGAGCUGAAUGAGGUUGGAUUCCGAUUUGUGAGGAAAUGCAUUAAUGUGGUAGAGACAAAAGGGAUCACAACUGAAGGCGUGUACCGAACUGUAGGCAGCAACAUCCAGGUCCAGAAACUCUUGAAUGCAUUCUUUGAUCCCAAAUGCCCAGGGAACGUCGACCUUCAAAACAGCGACUGGGAUAUCAAGACUAUUACUAGCUCCUUGAAAUUCUACCUCAGGAACCUCUCUGAACCUGUCAUGACAUACAAGCUCCACAAAGAGUUGGUCUCUGCAGCUAAGUCUGAGAACCUGGAUUACCGGCUGGGAGCGAUUCACGCCCUGGUGUACAAGCUUCCGGACAAGAACCGAGAAAUGUUGGAAAUCCUCAUCAGGCACCUGGUGAACGUGUGCGAACACAGCAGGGAGAACCUGAUGUCCCCCUCCAACAUGGGGGUGAUCUUCGGCCCCACUCUCAUGCGUGCUCAGGAAGACACGGUUGCGGCGAUGAUGAACAUCAAGUUCCAGAACAUUGUGGUAGAGAUCCUCAUUGAGCACCUGGACAAGAUCUAUUCCGGGCCCCCUGAGGACAAUGCUGCACCACCUGUGCCCCCACCUCGGGUGGCCACCCGGCGGCACAAGCCCAUCACUAUCUCCAAGCGCCCUCUGAGAGAGAGGCCCGUCUUCUUCGGAGGCUCCGUGGAAGUCAACGAAGUGGACGAUGGGCUUACUCCCAAUGGCACCAUCAGCCCUCAUUACACAGAAGCUCCCAAGCCGCUACAACGCAGCAGGCUGCCUGUGCAGAGGGCAGUCGAGGCUGAUCCUGGGAAGCCGGGCUCCGAAAACAAGUCCGACCAGUGUGCAGAGGUGGACGUGGGGAGGCUGGUGUCCCGGCUCCAAGAUGGCGGGCCGAAAUUCUCCAACAAAGCUGCAAACGGCGUCAUGCCCGCGACAGGCUCUCUGAAGACCUCCACGCUCCAUGCAAAGAGGCUCGCUCCAAAGCCUGGGAUUUGUGGCAAGGAGAGUGAGUACGAAGGCUUCACGAAAGUGCGGUCAGCCGGGGAGAGACCAGUGAUAACGCGUCCUCCAGUGAGACCACCAGAUCCCCCGUGCAAAGCCCCCACGCCUCAGAAGCUGGAGUCGAAGCCAGAGUUGAUAACGGGAGGGACGGGAGACGCUCACUCCUCUGUGGUGGCCUCCAGAACCAAGUUCUUUGAGACGGCUUCCUUCAGGACAGGAAGCACUUCAUCACCCCAAGGCAGACUCCCGAGUGAUGAAAGCUGAGAGGCUGACGACUUUCCUACGGCUGAUCCUGGCUGGUUCCAGGGAGACUGGUUCAGCUGCUCUCCAUACUGCUCCGUGUGCCGCCUAGCUCACCUGUCCUGCAGGAUCCCGUCGUCUCUGCCGCAUACCGUUGUGAAUCGUUUGUGUCGCUGCAAGAGAAAGGGAUCUUCCAGCGGGAGGAAGGACCUCCACCUUGCUGUUAAUUUAAAGAACCCCCCAAACCUGUUGCGUGCUUCAGUCUUCUCCUCCCCUGCCUCCGAGAGCCUCCGUUGCCUGCAUCCCAAGAACAGGACCUGUUUGUCUGCGGAGUGUGUGGUGGAGGCCGGCUUGCGGCUGGCUGGAGAGGGCAAUGGGUGGUCCGGGGAGGCGCAGGGGCAGAGCCCUGAAGAGCAGCCUCUUUCGAGGCUGGCUGCAAAGCUGCCAGCCAGUGAUUCCACCCCCACCCCGGGGUUUGCCUCCUGGGCCUUGGAGAUGUUGUCCGCUUUCACCAGAAGUCUCUGUCCUCGGGCAGUGGGGGGCGGGGGGGUGCGGGGAGUUGGCCGCCCUGACUUUGUAAAGAUGAAUCUUCGGCUGUUGACUCCGCGCACCCCCCCCCCCGCGCACCUUUUUAAGGAACUGAAGUGUUGGGGGUGGCUGUGUGUUCCGUCUGCAGCAGCAGCCCCUCCCUCCUGCCUGCACUGCUGGAGAAAUGCUGAGAGGUCGCAUGCCCGGAGGUCUCCCUGUCUUUCUCCCCCCUCUGUCUCCUGCAACAAGCGGCUGUUCUGUGGGACGGGGGUGGGGGGGAGGCCUGUAAGGGAUCGGAACCCUCUUCGGGCCGACACUCUCCUUCCUCCCCAGCCAGAAUGACAUUGGCCACUGAAGCAGGAGUCAUUUGUGCGCCCCUCCGGUGGCCCUUCCUGUCCCGGCCGGAGCUGCUCUCAGUGCUGGGCAGCAGAAGCCCCAGUUGCCUGGCUGCUUUGUCUCGUGGCGGACUCAUCCUGCUCAGGGGACCUUUGGCACCCGGAGUGGUCUCCAGUAGCUUUCGGCAUGGGGUGGGACUGUUGCGCAAUGCCAGUGGCACUUGCAAGAGAGAGAUUCGGGGGCUGCCAAGGGGCAUGUUGAAGGGGCAUCCACUUACUGGGGGUGUGUGGGGGGGGGGUACAACACUCCAGUUCUGCUCUAGUGGGGGGGGGCGUGUGUUUCUUAAUCUCUACAUUCUUACUCUCUCGUCCUGACCCCUCGUUGUCCCGGUUCCACUGAAAGCCUGUGUGUAGUCUGUGGCAGGCUUCCCAACCUGCAGUCCUCCAGGUGUUGCUGGACUACAACUCCCAUCACCCCCAGCUACAAUUUGUGGCCGGGGAUGAUGGGAGUUGUAGUUCAGCAGCCUCUUGAGUGCCACUGGUAGUGAACUCCUGGCCCAAGCAGCGCUUUCUCGAGGCUCCUCCGCCCCAGGGUUCUCCUUAGCAGAAGCCUGGGCAAAGCAUUCCUUUAGACGAGUCUCCCACGGCAACAAACACGGUUCCUAAGGACCAAAGCAAAAGAAGGGGAAGCAUUGUCUAGUACAGUGGAGCAGCGCUUUGCAGGUCGGCCUGUGCCCAAAGGUCCUGAAGUGGUGUGCCUUUUGAAAUAGCCCCCGGUGGCCUGCUGUUGUGUGCCGCAGCUAGGGCCCUGCCCGGCUCUUCUUCUGGGUGCCAUGUUGGUUUUAGCAGCACACGGUGAGGAGAGACGCCAAGAACAUGCUCCCUGCGGCAUUGGUGUCCAUGCUCUCAGCUUGCAGCCCUGUGUGCAUGCUUAGCAGUGUCAAAGAGAAUAAAAGCCAUGUGGGCUUCAUGGCCAUGUUGAUGUUGCUUCUGUGAUACCAUGCAGCUGGGACUCUGCUGUCCAAGUAAGAGACUGGACUCUGUUCUGGUGGUGACUUUUGAAAAGUGGGCCCCAAUCCGAUGACGCCAUUGCCUCUAGGUCUCGCGAAAUCCUCGGAUCAGAGCUUUCUUGCGAUGGCCUGGGUGUGUUCUUCAGAGACAACUACUGAGGUUGUAGUGACCAAACAAGGGAGUCAAGAGAACAAGCGAAUUUCUUUUUUUUAAUGCAGUAAGCCAUGAUUCCAAGCAGUCAUUGAGUGGAGUAGACUCUCAGUCCAGCUGUGAAGAUGACCAGGGGAAAACCUGAAUGCUGCAACUCCAGACAGUAUGUGAUCAGUCGUCCUGGGCUGCAGCCUUUGAAAUCCAACGCUUGUGGUCACGUUCUGCAUAAAUAUAUAAUAUACCUGUCAGGCAGAGCUGAGUGCCAUCCUGACUUUAAUGUGUUGCACAUGGGCGUGGUAAAUCUAGCCUCAUGCCUGCAUUCAUCAUAAGCUAAAGAUGUCCAGCAAUUCAACUUGUUUUGUGAAUUUCAAGGCACUUAAGGUAUCUUCCACCUGAUGUGUUUUGUCUGGUAAAACCAAUUAGAUUAGUUGUAAUGUUUAUAAAGUUUCCAUGGAUUAAAAAAAGAUCCAGCUCA